AUGGAAGCCGAAGCCGUGGCUCUGACUUCGGUUCCACGCCGACGCAACGGUCGCCAACAGGCCUGCGAGCCAUGUCGAAAGCGGAAACUGGCUUGCGACCACUCCCUGCCAACAUGCUCUCGGUGCAGACGUCGUAACGCCGAGAACGGCUGCGUCUACCUCAUUGCAUCUGGUACUCCUGCGAGAACGCGCGGGAGUGAUGGUUUGCGUCAAAGAAGUACGCGGCCAACCACCACAGGCACAAGCUCGCCGCCGAUCCAUCCUAUUCGGGAACAACAACAAUAUCAACAUCAACAACAACAACAACCUCACCAUGCCCCACGUGCAUCGGAUUUACCCUCACCCCCGCCGCUGGCGUCAUCGUCCUCGUCCUCAUUGACGCCCAAGAGCAGCGGCGCUCCUUCAUCGCCGUCCAUCGCCAUAAACACCCCUGGGUACCUAGGCCCGACCAGCUUCUCUGCCGUGUUUAGGGAGGCUCAGGGCCAUCUGAGCCCGGCACCUGCUCCGGUGAGCAGUGCAGACGGCCACCGCCCUCCAGGCGCAUCACGGCCACGCCAUGCUGAGAUGCCAUUCCCGCACAGGACGCCCCCGUGCAAGCUGGACCGCGCCGUCUCGCUCCUCCAGGCCCUGCCCAACCUCAGGACCGCUCGGCUGCUCGCCAAAACCAACAUCAGUCCCAUGGACGCCUGGGUGCGCCCCGUGGCCGUGCACAUGAUGGAGUCCAUGUACGCCGUGUUCUUGGGAUCCGGCGACGACAGGACCGACUCUUCCCCUUCCACCGCUGACCUCCGCGCCAUGGCCGAGUUCAUAUUUGCCAACACGGCCACGGCUCUCAAGGAGGACGUUGACGACCCUGCGGCCUGGAUGGCGAGCUUUUCCGGCAGGAACAUGCGCUGGGAGUCUGUCGGCGAGGUUUUUGGCAUAUUCGCGUUUGGGGCCCUCGAGCUCAAUGCCAGCAACAACUGGGAGCAGAUCCGGGCCAGCGUGGCCGGAACCGCCUUUGAGGGCAAGGAAGGGCGGGCGCUGGCCAUCGGCUGGAAGGACUGCGCGGCCAAGUGCGCCGAGUUCUGCCGGGGCGAGCAGCCCAGCUCUCUGCUGGUGAGCCUGUACCACAAGAACAUCGUCCUCGAGUCCAUGGACUCUGGCGACACCAGCCUCCGGUCCUUUACGCUCUGCGCCGAGGCGGUCGCGCUCUGCCACUACCUGGGCCUGCACGUCGACACCGGGGCGGGCGAGGACGGCGGCGGCAAGGUCACGGCGUCGGCCGAGGCGCGGAGGCGAGCGUGCUGGGGCAUCUUCACCAUCGACAAGAUCGGCGCCAUCUGCACGGGCCGGCCGCCGCUGUUCAGCCGGAGGUACAUGUCGACGCGCAUGCCGCUCGACGUGUCCAACGAGGAUCUGCUGCUGCCUCAGGACCAGUUCGAGGAGGCGGUGCGGCUCAAGUUGGACGAGAAUGGCUGGAACAGGGACAGGGACAAGCUGUACCCGAUCAAGUACGUGCGGGCCCGGAUCCCCAUGAUAGUGAUACGCGACGAGAUUCUGGAGCUGGCGCUGGGGCCGGCCGACACGUUGCAGCGGAGUUAUGACCAGCUUGCAGAUAAACGCGGAACUGAUUCUGAUGUGCCUGUCGCUGACGUGAUUUUUCUUUUCCUCAUCAAAACAGGCACCCCGCAGACCCUAGGCCCGACACUGCGCGAUCUGCUCCCGGCCCUGUUCCCCAGCAGCAGGGAUCCCGUGCUGGCCAAUGUGGUGCUUCACGGUGCUCCCGUGCCCUUCUCGGCUCCUCUGGAGGGUCUAAUGCGCGAGGCCGCCUAUCCCGACGGCUGGCUUUGUUUAACCGUCGUGCCUCUUUGA
This is a messenger RNA of Pyricularia pennisetigena, 1854 nucleotides long. RefSeq lists its product as uncharacterized. Gene Ontology annotation, biological process: DNA-templated transcription; regulation of DNA-templated transcription. Gene Ontology annotation, molecular function: DNA binding; zinc ion binding; DNA-binding transcription factor activity, RNA polymerase II-specific. Bases 1 to 1854 code for a protein of 617 amino acids. Lineage: Eukaryota; Fungi; Ascomycota; Sordariomycetes; Magnaporthales; Pyriculariaceae. The transcript is spliced from 2 exons. Gene Ontology annotation, cellular component: nucleus. The record is from RefSeq and is a predicted model, not a curated record.